Durusdinium trenchii is the source of this 1805-nucleotide messenger RNA. The record is from the annotation of a GenBank genome assembly. NCBI's taxonomy places the organism in Eukaryota, Dinophyceae, Suessiales, Symbiodiniaceae.
AGCAUUUGGGCUCCAAGAAGACCGGUCGUGGCGUGAGAGAUGGGGGCUUUGUGUCAACGCGAGACGAAAGUGACGUGCCCCGAUGGGCUGCAACCAGUGGGCGGCUUCUGUGGUGGGCUGAGGCGUGACUACGGAAAACGCUUCAGUUGCGCGCACCUCAAGUCCGAUUGGCUUUCAGAUGUCGUCACAGCCAAGACCAUCUCAGGCGCACUCUUCUUGUUCUUCGCCACGUUUACCUCCACCAUUGCGCUGGGGAAGCACAUCAAUGACGUGACCCAUGGAGUCAUUGGCAUCAACGAAUACCUCAUCAUGAACAGCUUUUCCGGAAUGCUUCAUUCGGUCAUCGGCACGCAGCCGCUCUUGGUCUUGCGGCCCACAGGGCCCAUCACCUUGCUAUUGGAGAAGCUCCACGAAGCCAGCGAGUGGCUGUCGUUGCCCUUUUGGCCCUUGCUCGCAUGGACCGGAAUCUUUGUCGGUGUGUACAUGUUCUUGAUUGCGGCCUUCGAAGUGAGUACCUACAUCAAGUACGUGACACCCUUUACUGAGAACAUUUUCGCCACGUUCAUCGGCACCGUCUACAUCAACGAUGGAAUCCAGGGCAUGAUCCGUACCUGGGGCACCGAGGCGACCGACCUGGAAGCCCGAAAGCUCUUGGUCGUGAACUUGACGAUGGGCUGUUGUUUCUUAGCGCUCUACCUUAGCAACAUCGGGAACACAUCCUGGGGCACCUACUGCAUACGGCAGCUUUUGGCAGACUACGCGUUGACGAUCUCCAUUUUCAUCCUGGCGCUGGUGGCUGCGCUGCUGAACACACACUUCUUCCCCGUGGACUUCAUCGCCACUGAUGGUCUAGGCUUUAGCACCACUCAGACAAGGCCGUGGACCACCGAUCUCAGUGCGAUCCCGGCAGAGGGUGUGCUAGCAGCAGCUGUGGCAGGCAUCCCCAUCGUACUGUUUUUCUAUUUGGACCAGAAUAUCUCGAGCAUCAUGUGCCAAAAGCCGGAGAUGCACAUCAAGAAAGGUGCAUACUACCACUCCUCCUUCGCUUGCAUGGCCCUCUUCAAUCUGCUUGGGCCGAUUUGGGGUUUGCCCUUCGUCACCGGCUCCCUGCCGCACUCGCCGCAGUUCGUCCAUGCCAUGACCCUCACCAACAAGAAGCACCGCCCGAUCGGCGUGGUCGAGAAUCGCGUGGCGCCUUUCAUCGGCUACGCGCUAAUGACGGUGGGUUUGCUUUUCCCUCAGCUCAUGAGCUUGCUUCCGGAGACCGCCGUGAACGGCGCCUUGAUCUACGUCGGCCUCAAGGCGGCCUUGGGGACGCAACUCUGGGAGCGUUUCUUGCUCUUCUUCACCGAUCCAUCCGAGCCCCUGCCACCCUCAGGAUACAGCCACUUGCCCCGGAAGACCAUUUUCCUCUUCACCGCGAUCCAGCUGGUCUGCGUGGUCGGUUGUUGGCUUUGCAACAUCUUCAUCGGCCUUGGGUUCCCCGUUUUCGUGGUGAGUUUGAUCCCCAUCCGCUUCUAUUUGCUGCCCUGCUUUAUGGCCCAUGAGGACAUCGAAGCACUCAUUUCAGAGGAACCUCCAAAGGACUCUGACGAGCGCCCCGAUGUUGACAGCCCUGAUGGCCCUGACGCGGAGAAAGCCGUGAUGGAUGCCGAGAACGGCGAAGCAUCAGAGGUUGCGAACUCCACAGCGGAGAAGCCGAGUGCGACCAAUUUCUCCUUGUGAGCCGUCGGCCGGCCGGCCGUUUUGAAGCUGGAAAAGAGAACAAGUCAACGGCGUUUGCUUGAACAGACCCAAAAAGAGAC